GUAACGCUCGAGAGUUUGAGAGAAAUGCGUGUGCCUCUUUACCAUCUUCUUUACUUCUUCUUCAUCUUCCAAUUUCCACAACGAUUCUCACACUUCGUCUUCCUCAUCGGUGAUUUCUGGGGUUUUGUUCUUCAUAUUCAGUUGCCGAGAAGAAAUCAACGGAGAAGAACAAAUCCUUCUUUUGAGAAAUUAACGCUUGGAAAUGGCCAAGAAGCAAGGAUCUGCGAUGUCUCUUGAAGCUUUUGUGUCAACAAUGGCUCCACUUAUUGACAUGGAGAAAGAAGCUGAGAUCUCAAUGUCUUUAAGCACUGGUGCUUCAAGGAACAUUGAAACUGCUCAGAAGAAAGGCACAACGAUUCUCAAUUUGAAAUGUGUUGAUGUUCAAACAGGUCUAAUGGGGAAAUCACUUAUUGAGUUUCAAUCAAACAAAGGAGAUGUUCUUCCUGCUCACAAGUUUGGUAACCAUGAUGUGGUUGUGUUGAAACUGAAUAAAUCUGAUCUUGGUUCGUCUCCGCUUGCACAAGGAGUUGUUUAUCGGUUAAAGGAUUCUUCGAUUACUGUUGUUUUUGAUGAGAUUCCGGAGGAAGGGUUAAACACUUCUCUUCGGUUGGAGAAACUUGCGAAUGAGGUGACGUAUCGCAGAAUGAAAGAUACGUUGGUACAGCUGAGUAAAGGUGUGUUAAGAGGACCUGCUUCUGAUUUAGUGCCGGUUUUAUUUGGUGAGAGACAACCUUCAGUGUCUAAGAAGGAUGUUAAGUCCUUUACCCCUUUUAACAAGAACCUUGAUCAAUCGCAGAAAGAUGCUAUUACAAAGGCUUUAUCUUCAAAGGAUGUGUUCUUACUACAUGGUCCUCCUGGUACUGGGAAGACAACGACGGUUGUGGAAAUAGUUUUGCAAGAAGUUAAACGCGGUUCAAAGAUUCUUGCUUGUGCAGCUUCGAAUAUUGCAGUCGAUAAUAUUGUUGAGAGACUUGUUCCUCAUAAAGUUAAGCUGGUGAGGGUCGGGCAUCCUGCACGGCUUUUACCUCAGGUGCUGGAUAGUGCUCUAGAUGCUCAGGUUCUAAAGGGAGAUAACAGCGGUCUUGCGAAUGAUAUCAGAAAGGAAAUGAAGGCACUAAACGGGAAGUUGUUGAAAGCGAAAGAUAAAAACACAAGGAGAGAAAUCCAGAAGGAGCUUCGAACUCUGGGUAAGGAAGAGCGUAAAAGACAGCAGUUAGCUGUAUCAGACGUGAUCAAGAAUGCUGAUGUCAUUCUCACAACUUUGACUGGUGCAUUAACACGGAAGCUCGAUAAUAGAACUUUUGACUUAGUGAUCAUCGAUGAAGGAGCACAGGCUCUUGAGGUAGCAUGCUGGAUAGCUCUGCUAAAGGGUUCACGAUGUAUACUUGCAGGAGACCAUCUCCAACUCCCACCGACAAUCCAAAGUGCUGAAGCUGAAAGGAAAGGAUUAGGGAGAACACUCUUUGAACGGCUAGCGGAUCUUUAUGGAGAUGAGAUCAAGUCCAUGCUUACUGUCCAGUAUCGUAUGCAUGAGCUUAUAAUGAACUGGUCAUCGAAAGAGCUUUACGAUAACAAGAUAACAGCGCAUUCAAGUGUUGCCUCACACAUGCUUUUUGACUUGGAGAAUGUAACAAAAUCUUCUUCAACAGAGGCGACUCUACUAUUAGUAGAUACUGCUGGGUGUGACAUGGAAGAGAAGAAAGAUGAGGAAGAGAGCACCUAUAACGAAGGUGAAGCAGAGGUUGCAAUGGCACAUGCCAAGAGACUAAUGGAGAGUGGAGUUCAGCCUUCUGAUAUUGGAAUUAUUACGCCUUACGCUGCUCAGGUUAUGCUGCUUAGGAUUCUUAGGGGCAAAGAGGAGAAGCUUAAGGACAUGGAGAUCUCUACGGUGGAUGGUUUCCAAGGUCGAGAGAAAGAAGCAAUCAUCAUUUCCAUGGUUCGAUCAAACUCGAAGAAAGAGGUUGGAUUUUUAAAGGACCAAAGGCGAAUGAAUGUGGCUGUUACUCGCUCUAGAAGACAGUGUUGUAUCGUCUGCGAUACAGAGACCGUGAGCAGUGAUGCGUUUCUCAAACGUAUGAUUGAAUACUUUGAGGAGCAUGGCGAGUAUCUCAGUGCCUCUGAGUACACCAACUAGUAACCGCAAGUUUCUUAAAAUCUCAGGCCAAUCGAUAGAUAUAAGUUUCUUGGUUUGGUUAGCUAGCAAAUCAUCUUCUUGAAAACCAAGUGAUAAUGUAACUAAACCAGAUUUUAUUAU
Messenger RNA from Arabidopsis arenosa, 2254 nucleotides. The record is from the annotation of a GenBank genome assembly. NCBI's taxonomy places the organism in Eukaryota, Viridiplantae, Streptophyta, Magnoliopsida, Brassicales, Brassicaceae.